This is a messenger RNA of Purpureocillium lilacinum, 600 nucleotides long. The record is from RefSeq and is a predicted model, not a curated record. NCBI's taxonomy places the organism in Eukaryota, Fungi, Ascomycota, Sordariomycetes, Hypocreales, Ophiocordycipitaceae.
AUGAGGAAGAAGCAGGGCCAUCCCUGUGCGCAAUCUGCUAGCCACCACGGCCCCAGGUGGCCCAAGUGCCGUCUUCAACACAGGCCGCCCCUGUCAUCGUGUCCCUUGCGUGUUGAUGAAGAAACACGGUACUGUCCUUUGCUGGCGUCGACUGCUCAGCCUCACCCUUGCGCCGUUGCACGUGGAGGCGCGAUGCUUUGUUGUUUACCUUUGCAUCGUCGUUUCGCUCCCGCUUCCCCGCGCCCCUUGGCUACGACGCUGAGACCUCGGAUUGCGUUGAAGCACUACCGGCGUCGUCUGAGCGGGGUGGCGGCAAACGCCCUGCGGGCCCGGCUCUUGGAUGCCCGACUCGUGCAAAGGGGAAGCAGCCCCAGCCGGGACUUCGAAUCCGGCCUUCCUAGCGUCCAAAGGGCUGCAUUUGUUUGUUUGCUGCCGUCGGCCGCAGGCGCGCGGUCUGCCGGCCGCCCGGACGGCGAACCUCUUCAACCCCCCUUUGAGCGCGCGCGACUCGCCAGGCAGUCCUGUUCCAGCAGCUCGGCGAUCCCGCCUGGGUUUGUUGUGGCAUGGGCUGCGCGCUUACGUAGAACGAGCCAGUGUUAG